This is a messenger RNA of Homarus americanus (American lobster), 591 nucleotides long. Its product is annotated as basic salivary proline-rich protein 1-like. NCBI's taxonomy places the organism in Eukaryota, Metazoa, Arthropoda, Malacostraca, Decapoda, Nephropidae. The record is from RefSeq and is a predicted model, not a curated record. The coding region runs from base 1 to 591 and encodes 196 amino acids. The transcript is spliced from 4 exons.
AUGAUCCUUGGGGCCAUUCCAGGGACGGGGGCGCCUCCAGGGGCCUUCUCAGGGAAGGCGGAGUCCCACAGGGCUCCUCCAGAGCCGACUUUUCAUGGGCUCUCCAGGGGCGGCAACGCUCCGCAGCAGGACCCUCGCAGGGGUGGCAACACUCCUAAAAGGACCAUCACAGGGCGGCAGCGCCCCAUAGGCCCUGCUAGGGGCACUUUGGUAAACCCUAGGGGCCCUCACAGUGCCCCAGCCAUGAUCCUUGGGGCCUGCAGGGACGAGGGGGCGCCUCCGGAGUACGUUCCUGGGACGUGGUGCUCCCGGGGCCCCUUCCAGCGUGGUGGCGCCCCUUCCGGGGCCUUCAGAGGCGGUGGUUCCCCAGGCCUGCUGGACGGCAACGCUCCAAGGGACCGUCGCAGGGACGGUAACGCUCCUAGGGAGCCUCACAGGGACGGCGGCGCCCCCUUGGGCCCUGUUAGGGGCACGGGCGACCCUAGCGGCCCUCACAGGAACAGAAAUGAUCCCUGGGGCAUUUCCAGGGACGAGGGAGCCUCCAGCGCUGCCGUCCAUGGGAACACCCUGAGAGCGCCCAAGUCGGUGUAA